This is a messenger RNA of Platichthys flesus (European flounder), 1568 nucleotides long. Its product is annotated as golgin subfamily A member 6-like protein 4. Bases 542 to 1456 code for a protein of 304 amino acids. The record is from RefSeq and is a predicted model, not a curated record. The transcript has 8 exons. NCBI's taxonomy places the organism in Eukaryota, Metazoa, Chordata, Actinopteri, Pleuronectiformes, Pleuronectidae.
UAUUGUGACAUUCAAACAAAUCAAGUAAUUUAUUUGCAUAAAGGAGCCUUGCAACUUCAUGCAACAUAAAAAUGAAAAAAAAAGAAUUCUCACUUCACACCCCUCCCUGUGUCGCACACCCAUACUACAUACUAAUUCUAAGCAAUGUCUGAAUGUGUGUGUACCCAAAGGUAUGUGCUAGUCAUGCACACUGCUUUAUCGCAAUACAAUACACAGAGGGAAAUGAUGAGCUCAUCAUAAGAAUGUGUUGGACUCAAUGGUAAGCUGAAUAUUCCCCAGAGUCAGUCCACUGGUGAAGGUUGUGGACCAGAUCACCUGCGGAGCAUCGACAGCUGACCAGCUCCUCCCUCUCCUCCUUAACGAGGCCUUGACAGGAAACAGCAGAGCGGUCCUCAUUUACUGCAUCAACCUGCAGGGCCUUCUGGAUAAUGAGACCCCCUCUGCCUUAGCUUUGGCCCAGAAGGUGAGGGGCCUAGUGAAUAAAGCCACUGUUGGUCGCUGGAGUCCAAGAGCGGCCGAACGGGAGAUCCGGGAGGAAAUCAUGAGACUGCAAAACAUGAUGAUGUCACAGUGUGGAAGUGAAGUUCAGAACACUCACAGGCUGGCAGAGCUGACUCAAAACCUACAGAUUGUGAAGAAUCAGUCAUGGGAGAGAAGGAGGGACGAGUCGAAGAAAUUAAAAAGCAAAACACAGGAGCGUCGAUCGACCCCGAACCCCAACUGGCACAGCAGUGAUCACAGACAGGGAACUGACACAAAGAAGUAUUUACAAGACCAACUGAAACUAGAGAUGCAAGAACACAUCAGAGAGGGUAAAGGGAACGUGGAGAAGGUCAUGGAGAGAGUGGCUCGAAUCCAGGAGCUGAAGGAGGCUCUCAGAGAGGAGACACUGAAGAACGGGGCCCUUACAGAGAAAUCUGACCUGUGUCAACAAUCUCAAUUGGAAGAUAAUAAAGCAAAGGAGCGGAGGAGGCAACUUAAAGAGGAUCAUGGGAGAUUAAUCCAGGAGGAGGUGGAGAAGAUGGAGAGAGACUUGGCGCAGGAGCAGCUACCGACAGAGGGUCCCCAGAGAGAGCUGAUGGUGCUGACCAGAGAGAGGCAGGUCCUGGUGCUGCAGAUGGAGGCCCUACGCACUGAGGCCCUGCAGGCAGAGCGAGAUCUGCAGGACCAGUAUCGCAGACAGCAGAAGGAGCUGUGCUGUUUGAGGGAGGAGAGUCUGCAGGUGUUCAGGGCGUUUCGUGAGGUGAGCGAGGAGCACAGGAAGACGUCAGAGGGCAGAUACAGAUGUGUGCUGCUGGAGGCUGUGCAGGACGCCGUCUACCUCUCUGCACAGAACCAGCAGCUGCAGGCCGACAACAGACAACUCCACAGAGGUCAGUGUGGGUUUAACCUCCACCAGAGCGACUGUAAAUUUACAGAUACUGAUGUAAAAUAUCGAAGAAAUGCCCAGAGAUGAUAAUUUGUUCUUUCUACAGCACUGGGAGAGUUAAAGGAUGCUCUGGCUGUGAGAGUUGAUCCAAAGACUGAACCCUUAUCAAAACAAUGACUGAUAAUAAAAGAGCACGCUC